Messenger RNA from Adineta ricciae, 1977 nucleotides. NCBI's taxonomy places the organism in Eukaryota, Metazoa, Rotifera, Eurotatoria, Adinetida, Adinetidae. The record is from the annotation of a GenBank genome assembly.
AUGAACGCUUACCAAAAGCAGCUCAUUCCUAUGAAAAUUUGUUCUCCAAUUUAUACUGACUUAGAUGGCCAGCUAGAACCUUCAACUAUAUUUUCGUUCAAGCAUUCGCACGCCAUGAAAACGGCAAUAAUACAGAAAAAAGUAUUGGAGUGCUCGGCACUCGUCUGGUCCGGCAUCGGCGUAGCAAAAAACAAGCAAGCUGCUCAAGCAUCUUCUGGCGGAAGUCUUAAUAUUCUUGCCGAUAUAUCUGGUAUUGCAGAAGCUGGUAAUAUACUUGCAGUUAUGGGUACAUCGGGUGUCGGAAAAACGACGCUAAUGAAUGUUCUCAGUGGACAAUAUACAGAUAAUACACUAACUACAGCUGGUAAUGUGUAUCUUAAUGGUCAACUAACAACACGCACGCAACGACAAAGCAGCAAUGCCAUCGGAUAUGUGGAACAAUAUGAACCAUUCAUCGAAACUAUGACUCUACAAGAACAUCUCAUCUUUCAGGCCAUGCUUCGAAUGAAACCAACUUUGGACGACGCUGAACGUCGUGAAUAUGUGACAAAUGUCAGUGAACAAUUACACUUAAGUCGAUGUGCAUCGACAGUGAUUGCUCGAUUGUCUGGUGGUGAAAAGAAACGUCUUGCUUUUGCUACUGUUCUUCUCACUGAUCCACAUGUCGUGUUGAUCGAUGAGCCGACGUCAGGCUUAGAUACAUACAUGGCCAAAUCGCUUAUGAAUGUGAUUCGUUCGAUGGCUGUCGAGCAGAAUCAUGCUGUCAUUGUCGUGCUUCAUCAGCCUACAAGUAGCAUGUUCGAUCAGAUCGACACACUUUGUCUUUUAGUGCAAGGCGGUCGACAAGCAUAUUUUGGUUCGAAAGAGAAUGCUCAAGAGUUUUUUACAACAAAGUGUGGUUUGGUAGCAUCAUCACUGGAUGGUUUUAUCGAACAAUUGGCUGCGCCAUUGAAUCCUAAUGAUCACCAAAGUACUUUAGCUCAAAAUGUAGCUGCCGAUCAAUAUACCACAUCACGAGAAGCUCAGUUGCUUCUUUCAACUAUUGAACGCCAAUCUAGGCUCAAUCAUAAAGCUAGUACAAUUUUCGUCGAUGAAUCGAGACGUGCAGCUUUUGGGCGGCAAAUGAAAUGGUUGCUGUGGCGUUCUUUCAACGCUGGUAGACGAAAUCCAAUGAGAACAACAAAACUGGCUGCUCGUUUACUGAUCAUGGCGUUGAUUUUAGGAUUCGCUUUUUCGCGAUUAACUUCGAACAGCCCUGACUAUGUUCGCAAUCGUAAUAGCCUUCUCUAUUUCUUUUUAUUAGUACUGUUCGAAUCCAAUAUGACUAACGUAUUAGUUGGAAUAGUUUCAGAGCGUUCACUUGUCGUACGCGAGUAUAGGCGACGGAUGUAUUCACUAGGUGCAUAUUAUUUGAAUCGUUUAAUAAUUGAUAUUGGAUAUAUUGUCAUUACAAGUAUACCAUUUAUGGCCAUUGUUGUGUUGCUGACAGGUUUACAUCGAUGGGUUCUCUUGAUGAGUAUCACUGUGUUGAGUAUUAUCAAUGGUUGCGCAGUUGCGAGCAUUCUUGCCGCACUAUCUUCCACACCGAAAAUGGGAUUAUUAAUAAUGACUCCAAUUCAGCAAAUUCUCGCGACUUUGUGUGGUAUAUUCAUUAAUCUACGCUCAAUUCCAUUUUAUUUUAAAUGGCUUCAAUACAUAACGUAUUGGUAUUAUGCAUAUACUCUUAUUUUAACUUUGGAAUGGCACCAUGAAGACAUCAGCUUACCGUGCGACCGCCGUUGUUUAUCUGAAGGCGGCGAAACUUUAUCACAAACGAGUAACAAAACGUGCACAAGAACAGGCGACAAUAUUCUUUACCAAUAUAACGUCGAUUAUCAUCACUUUAACCGGAAUAUUUUUAUUCUCAGUAUUUUGACAAUCAUAUUUCACAUAGUCGCAUUUCUGAUUAUCGCUUCGAGAAUACGUCGCAUUUUGUAG